Anoplophora glabripennis (Asian longhorned beetle) is the source of this 1983-nucleotide messenger RNA. RefSeq names its product probable G-protein coupled receptor CG31760. Gene Ontology annotation, cellular component: membrane. Bases 28 to 1983 code for a protein of 651 amino acids. Gene Ontology annotation, biological process: G protein-coupled receptor signaling pathway. The record is from RefSeq and is a predicted model, not a curated record. The transcript is spliced from 14 exons. NCBI's taxonomy places the organism in Eukaryota, Metazoa, Arthropoda, Insecta, Coleoptera, Cerambycidae. Gene Ontology annotation, molecular function: G protein-coupled receptor activity.
UUUUUCUGGAAAACACAAACGCUGAUCAUGGCCAUCUUGAUCAGCGUCGUUCUUACAGGAGGAAGCGCGCUCGGGAAAAAGGAGAACGUAGAAAACAGUCUGGAAAGCAUCCACGAGGUGGCAACGAGGAGCUUGGGGUCGCUUUGCGUAACGGAGCAGUUCCGGUCGCUAAGUGUGCCCCUGGACACGCUGAUUUUCGAGUCUGCGCGUCAGAAGGCCGAUUUGGCCGCCACCUUGCUUCAAGAUUUGGGUGUCGCUCAUCACAACGGACUGCAGGACGCGAUCUCAAAGAACCUCCUGGUCUCGGACAAAAUGGUUCUUUCAGCGCGGGUUCUGGCCAUCAACGCGUCCACGGGGACGCUCGUUAAUUGCGCCUGGUGGCAGAGGCAAGGUUUGGAAAUGGGGGGACCUAAGAAGAUCAUCGAGACCGGAAUGGACGCGGGACACAGGCCCAACACGGAUUACCCAUGGUACGAAGACGCUGACUCCAGCCCAGGCUUGAGGUCCCCCAAGUUCGUGGAGAGUCCCCCAAACGUGGCUUACAAGGGGUGGUGGACUUAUCCAUACUACUCAUGUCUGGCAAGACGGUGGCUGAUAUCCUACAGUGUUCCAAUACCCCCACCAGGGCGUCGUGGGCUUAAGGGCUUCCUCAGUCUGGACGUCGACGUCUCCCACUUGGAAGUCAACCAGUGCGAGGCCAAGAGCAGCAAGCGCUUCUCCAACGAGAUCUCCGUGUUCCAUGGUUCGCACAAAUGCCACAAUUCAACAAGCGAGUGCGUUUAUCGUCCCAUACUAAACACCAUGUCUUGGACACGGGGCAGAUAUCAGUGCGCGUGUCGACCAGGAUUCUACUCGCCUCAUCACGACGGUUUAUUCAACGGGAGCUUGGUAGAAGUCGCUUGGACGGAAUAUGUGGAGAACAGCAGCCGCUCUUGGGAAACGAUUUUUCAGUGCAAAAGAUGCGCUCCUGGCUGCCAUUUCUGUAAAGACCCUUCUCCGUGUUUAGCUACAUAUCACUGGCCAUUUAGGAUCACUUUAUUGGUUUUUUCGAUUUUUUGUGUCCUGUGUACGAUCGUUCUCAACGUCUAUAUGUUCAAGCACCGGAAGUUGAAAGUGUUUAAGGUGGCGAGUCCUAUAUUUCUCAGUAUUACUCUCUUCGGUUGCGCUACAAUGUACUUAGAGAUGGCUGCCAUAUUUCCAGUAUUAGACAUGUACUCAUGCAUAGCCACGAAAUGGUCUCGGCAUUUGGGAUUUUGCGUUACAUACACCGCUCUGCUCAUGAAAACGUGGAGGGUCUCCCUGACGUACCGCGUCAAAUCUGCGCACAAGGUGAAACUGACGGACAAACAGCUGCUCCAGUGGAUGGUGCCCAUCCUCCUGGUCAUGCUGAUCUACCUGGGGACCUGGACGCUUUCGGACACGCCAACCGCUGAGGAGAUAAUGGAUAACGAUAGCCUAAGGUUCAAGCAAUGCACAUAUAACUGGUGGGAUCAUAGCUUGGCUAUAGGGGAGGUCCUGUUCCUCGCCUGGGGCAUCAGGGUCUGCUACAAUGUCAGGAACGCGGAGUCCCUCUACAACGAGGCCAGGCUAAUCACUUACGCCAUUUACAACAUCGCCAUCGUGAACAUCAUGAUGAUAGCCUUCCAAUUGGUCAUAAGGGUGUUGAAGGGUCAGGGCGAUCAGUGGGACAACAGGGCCAGAUCCAGGGGCGUGACGGCUUCUUUUUCCCUCAACGGGAUCGGGCUUGUCCCGGAGGAGGCCCCGGAUUUGUACCAGGAGAACGAGGAGUUAAAGGAGGAAAUCCAGAAGCUGGCGGCCCAAAUAGAGUUCAUGAAGAUAGUCCAUAUGGAAAUGAACAACAGACACGUGAAGCCAAAGUCUGGCGGUUAUUUUACGACUCUAAACGCCCCAACUGUUGUCCACAGUCCUCUUACCAAGCAAGGCUGCAUCUUGAGUCAGAGCAAACCGCCAGAGGAACUGUGA